AUGUUACAGCCUCAUCCACAUCAGGAUUCAGAUGGACCACAAACCACCCCUACGUCUUUUGACACCACUGAGAUCGGAAUGUCUGGCAAGGUUAUUGAGAUAGUCAGGGACCUUGCUGAUAAUACUUGCUCUCAAUUGCAAGCACAGCUAUUGCAUAACAUCAGUCCGCCUCUUGAACCAAACCCGGCGGUGCCUCAAUUACAAUCCUUGAUUUCCAGGCCCAUUGUUCAAGUUACUUACUGGUUCAUUAAACAUAUCGUUCAAUCAUCAAAUGAAGAAGCUGAACCGCUUUCCAAAGUGGAAAUUUGGAAACAUACCGACAAGGAAGAUAAGGCCCAAAUUUCCCUUCUCAGCUAUCCCAGCCAAUACCCAGUGAAUGUGGUACCUUGUGGCACCAAGUGGAUUCCUGCUUGGAGUGGAUAUCCACCCUAUCUAAGAACCACCAAGCCAAUCUUUGAUGGGGUCUGGUUUUUCGCAUCCAUUGAGAAUGAAAACACGACGACCUUGAAUUUAUUUGAAGAGCUGGACUGGGAAGAGCUUUUUGAAGACAUUGAUUCAAAGCAGCAAUAUAAACUUGGGAUCACAUGA
Messenger RNA from Melampsora larici-populina 98AG31, 588 nucleotides. RefSeq lists its product as uncharacterized. The coding region runs from base 1 to 588 and encodes 195 amino acids. The transcript is spliced from 6 exons. The record is from RefSeq and is a predicted model, not a curated record. Lineage: Eukaryota; Fungi; Basidiomycota; Pucciniomycetes; Pucciniales; Melampsoraceae.